AUGCGUAUAGCAGCAGCAGGGGCUGAAAUUAUCUACAAAGUUGCACCUGUCGAGCUGUAUUCAGUCCACUCCCCACCGUGUUAUAUGGCAGUGAGACAUAGGUACACAUACAGGAGCACCCUCAAGGCGCAAAACUUUCACCAGCGCCAGUCACCACGUUCCCAUCCUCCAGAGUUCGCUGAACAAGAACAAAUUCCAGUAUCCUCUUUUACACCAGCUUUAGGAGCAUCAGGCUGCACCGGGUAUUCAGCCACCAUUUCAGGACUAUAUAUCUUUUCUGACCGCUGGCAGACGAGAUUAAUAGAUCAUACCUGGUGGCCUUCCCAGUUUUCACAGCUGUUGCCGCCAGCCCCCGGGAAGAUCGACAAGCCAGUGGGACAUAACGUGAAGCUCAAGUGUUCAGUGACCGGGAAGCCUGAGCCCACAGUCACCUGGUAUAAGGAUGGCUUGGAACUGCGGGAAGGAUCACUGGGUGGGGAAUCUCGCCUCAAUCGACACUCCCUCCAUCUGCUGGACUUGAGGCCGGAGGAUGCAGGGACCUAUACGUGUGCUGCUGUCAACGACCUCGGCGCCAGAAAUGCAAAUUGGACACUGCGAGUUAUAGACCAAGCACGACCAAAGGAGCCUGAGUUUAAUCCUCUGUAUCCGGCGAACACGACCGUGGUGGCGGGAGAGUCGGCCACCUUCCAGUGUAGUGGCAACUCUGAUGUUACUCCACACAUUAAAUGGCUCCGUCGACUGGAAGAUGGCUCAAAUGAGGCAGAACACAUCCCUGACAAGGACACCUUAAACUGGAAGGGUCACCGUUAUAUUGUUCUCCAAGCUACACAGGUUCAUACCCCAUCCGAUGGAUCCUUCUACACUAAGCUGGUGAUCCCCCACGUGUCAGUACAGGACACGGGUGUUUAUGUUUGUACUGCCACAAGCAACUUUGGAUUGGCGUAUAGACAAGCUCUGCUCUCUGUAAUAGGUGCGUAUAUCUUUAAUAACACACUUAUAUACU
Homarus americanus (American lobster) is the source of this 1003-nucleotide messenger RNA. Its product is annotated as fibroblast growth factor receptor-like 1. The transcript has 8 exons. The record is from RefSeq and is a predicted model, not a curated record. The annotation marks the transcript as partial. NCBI's taxonomy places the organism in Eukaryota, Metazoa, Arthropoda, Malacostraca, Decapoda, Nephropidae.